Messenger RNA from Physcomitrium patens, 2006 nucleotides. RefSeq lists its product as uncharacterized. NCBI's taxonomy places the organism in Eukaryota, Viridiplantae, Streptophyta, Bryopsida, Funariales, Funariaceae. The record is from RefSeq and is a predicted model, not a curated record. Gene Ontology annotation, molecular function: lipid binding.
UACUCAUUAUCUGGACCGGAGCCUCGAUCGCAAGUCCCUUGAACCGUCCGAGAGAGCCACCACACCAUUCCCUUUAGUUUUUUGGGUUUGCUCUUCCUCGCUGCGUUGUUGUCGUUGAAGCGGAGAAGGCGAGCGUCGAGCUCGACACCCCCCGGACUCGUGUCAAUGCCCUUGAAGUAGGGUGGGCUUUGAAACGGCGAGGGAAGAGGGGUGGAGAGCGAGGCGAUGUGGGUUUCUGUUGCAAUUGAGUCAGGAGGCGGGUGAAGGCCGGGGAGCUUGAGGGCUCCGCUGAAGUAUUCGUGGCAGAAUCGAUGCUCUCUGUGGUGGUAUCUGAGGGAGUUUGGUUGGCGUCGGUGGCAGUGUGAAGGGAACUGUCAAUAAGGGAUCUUCUAGUCUGCUCGUGGCUAAAGUGUGAUCACCAAUCGCCAGGGUUUUCGUCAGGGGCUUUCCUCAGAGGGUCCCUUCCAAGGAGCACUCACUUUGGUGUGUGCUCCAGCUCUGACGAGAGCUUUGUGCAGAAGAAAUGGAUGCCGCUACUGCUAAAGUAAACUAUUUCUCGUGGGGGAAACCCGCAGUGAUGGAGACUGCUGCGGAUAUGAUGUUUUGUAUGGUGCCUUUUUGGGUGGCUACUGCAAUUGGUCUACUAGUUGGUUGGUUGUGGAAACCUCAAUGGGCUAGCAUUUUGUUAUUGGGUGUGAAAAGUCGCCCCCGAUUAGUAUGGGAUACUCCUCCUGGGUUUGGAGCACGUCGGUUUUGGCUGGCAAUUAUGGCCUUGUCCGCUCUUCCCAUGUGGAAAGAGGCAUGGAAAUCAUUUAGUGCGUGGAUGUGGCCGUCUGCUGAAGUGUUGCUUGUGCCCACUGACGUCCCGGUUGACGUUGCCGGCCCUAGUGAACCUGAUGCCAAAGAGAGGACUAAGAAGGAAGUGGUGACGAAUGAGGAUCUAGAUAAGCUAAUGACCUUGGCGAACGGCAAAGACGGAGGUCCUGAAUGGCAGAUAUUUUUAGACAAAUCUAUUCAUGACCUGAAGUAUCAAGCAUGGCGUCGUGAACCCGAGCAUGAUGGGCCAACUGAAUAUAAGACCAGAACUGUGGUCGAGGACACAUCCCCAGAAUUGAUGCGAGACUUUUUUUGGGAUGACGAAUUUAGGUGUCAUUGGGAUGAAAUGCUGAUCUACACCAAAACCUGGGAGGCAUGUGAAGAGACUGGUUCAAUGAUAGUUCAGUGGGUGAGGAAGUUCCCUUUCUUCUGCAAAGACCGGGAGUAUGUUAUUGCCCGUCGUAUGUGGGAGACCAACAACACAUACUACGCCGUAACCAAGGGUACUCAGUAUGCUCCAAUACCUAGACAGCAAGCGCCAAGGAGAGUGGAUACUUUCUUUUCAAGUUGGAGAGUACGAGCAGUUGAGUCAGCAAAAGGUGACGGGCAGAUGACCGCCUGUGAAGUCUUGUGCUUUCAUGCGGAGGACAUGGGCAUUCAGAGAGACCUUGCAAAGCUUGGCAUUCGCCAGGGCAUGUGGGGGUGUGUAAAGAAAAUGAUGCCUGGACUGAAUAAGUACAGAGCGGAUCGGAAGGCAAAUUUGCCCCUAUCGCCAUCAGCAAAAAUGGCAAGGAAAUUUUGGAAAGUUCCUCGCCAUCUCCUCAGCGAGCCUGAACGUUUGACGAAAUCCUUUGAUUCUGAGAAUGUUAGGAUUGUGGCUGUGAGAGACAGUGACAUCCAGCAGGAAAACAAAAAUUACGUGAAAUGGGUUAUAUUAGGAGGUGCUGUUGCUCUGGCCUGUGGCAUCGAUAGGGGUGCUGUGGGCAAGUUUCUCGUUCUUGGAGUCGCAAGGCGCCUAGGCAGAAUUGGAAGAAGACUGUAACAUAGGUUAGUGUAACAAAGAAAAAUGCCCGGGUUCACCUUUGUCCCCACACGAAUGUGAAUGGAUCAGGUGGUUCCUUUCUUUUGCAUUUGAAUUUUGUAUUUUAUUUUAGAUUUGGUGUACCUACUCAGGCUUUCUUUUUCAUCCA